Molecule: messenger RNA, 1014 nt
Organism: Colletotrichum chrysophilum
Lineage: Eukaryota; Fungi; Ascomycota; Sordariomycetes; Glomerellales; Glomerellaceae
Exons: 2
Coding region: 1-1014 (337 amino acids)
Source: RefSeq, a predicted model, not a curated record
AUGGAGGACGUCUUUAGCUCAGCUUACUGUACAAUUGCUGCCAGCUCUUCGACGUCUUCUUUGGAUGGAUUUCUCUUUGAUCGAGCCCAAAGGGCAGCAAUAGGCAUCGAAACUCCCCAAGGCACCUUGUACCUGGCCGAGUCUAUCGACGACUUUGAGGCCCACGUCGAAAAGGGUAUUCUGAACACCCGUGGCUGGGUACUUCAGGAACGCGCCCUGUCAAGAAGAACCAUACACUUUACAUCUACCCAGGUGUACUGGGAGUGUGGACAGGGCGUACAUUGUGAGACGCUAGCCGAGCUUGGAAACCGGCAAUCGAUGUUCCUCGGCGACUCCAAUUUCCCAACUUAUGGGCUCGAGCACUACAAGGACGAACGCAUCCGGCUUGUGCAAUAUUUGUAUCAAACCUACAGUGGACUCAGCCUCACUAAGGCUUCUGAUCGUUCAAAGGCGAUUCUAGGAUUGCAAAAGCGCCUAGGCUACACGUUUAAAUCGACAGCUAAAUACGGAGUUAUCUCAGCCUACUUCGAGAGAACCAUCCUCUGGCAAGCGGACGUCCCAGCUUCUCUGUCAAAAAUAGACUACGAACAGGGUCAGACAGUUCCUUCAUGGUCGUGGAUGGCAGUCAUGGGAAGAAUUCGAUACAUGGACAUUCCGUUCGGCGAAGUGGCAUGGACGGGCGACCUUGAAAACCCAUUCCAGUCAGGCUUUGAUGAUACCGGGUGGCAUGGACGACUGAUUGCUAAGGCUAAGCGACUCGCGAUCGACGAUGGCGAAUUUGAAGAGAGGUGCAAUGUCGAUCUGGGUCUCCACAAGUUCCAGCCAAGCAGCUGGAAGUGCGUGGUUGUAGGGGAGAGCAAGGUCGCCAAUAUGAACGGCGACAAGAACCAGUAUGUUCUGCUUAUACGCGAGAGGUCAUCCGGCGUAACACCGCCCGUUUAUGAGCGAGUUGGUGUAGGCAUACUAUUGCAAAUGCAUGUUGCUAUGGAGACUGCCAUAGUUUACGUUGUAUGA